UUGCCAUUUGUCCGUGAGGGAAGGUGAGAAAUUCAGUUCCAAUCGACCUGUCGUUUAUCAUUAUUAUCGCAACAGAAGAAGCGGUAUUUUCCCGAGAAAGCAGCUUUCAAGUCUUUACUACUUCGUGUAACACCACCUGUAAGAAUCAAAAUGAAACCUACUCUGCUCCCCUUAUGCUUUAGUUUACUCACCUUUCAUGCAUUAAUUCAUAAUUAAUGAAAACGCUUUGUUGUAACAACGUGGAUGGAAAAAGAUGCUGAAAUGGAUUCCUUUCUCUCUCCCUCUCUCUGUCGUUCCAUUGAAUGAGAUGAAGCUCCGACUGUAGUUGCAUUAUACCAUUGGCAUUUGGUUCUCCCAAUUUUUGAUUGAUAGUGGCAGAGAGUGAGGAUGGACGGGGCAGAUGAGAGUGGCAGGCGGCCAGGACUGAGGCUAUUGUGGGUUUCUGGCUUGAUGGGGUUUCUUCUCUGCAACUGGGUUGAUGGGUUUGAGGAUUUGAAUGUGACUGAACAUCAGUUUAUGGACGGCUAUGGCUUUUCCACCCCUCCAUUGAUGGUGGGUCUUACUCUUAUUGCCGGAGCUGCUUCCACUGGAGCAGUAUGCCUGGAUGGAACAUUACCUGGUUACCACCUCCACCGUGGAUAUGGGUCAGGGGCAAAUAGUUGGCUCAUUCAUUUGGAGGGUGGAGGAUGGUGCAAUACAAUUAGAACUUGUGUUUUCCGGAAAAAAACUCCUCAUGGUUCAUCAACACAUAUGGAAAAUCUGAUACCAUUUACAGGAAUAUUGAGUAACAGAGCUGAAGAAAAUCCCGAUUUUUAUAACUGGAAUAGAGUCAAGCUUCGAUACUGCGAUGGUGCUUCUUUCAGUGGAGACAGUCAAAAUGAGGCCAAGAAAUUGUAUUUCCGGGGACAACGCAUCUGGUUAGCUGCUAUGAAAGAUCUGAUGUCAAAGGGAAUGCACUAUGCUAAUCAGGCUCUUCUUUCUGGAUGCUCAGCUGGGGGCUUAGCUGCUAUACUGCACUGUGAUGAGUUCAGGGAAUUAUUUCCAAGAACUACUAGAGUCAAGUGUCUCAGUGAUGCAGGGUUAUUUCUUGAUGUGAUUGAUGUAUCUGGUGGGCGUACUUUAAGGCAUAUGUUUGGAGGCGUGGUCAGAUUACAGCAAGUGGGGAAAAUGCUGCCACAGGCUUGUACCAGCCGCCUCAAUCCAACCUUGUGCUUUUUCCCUCAGCACUUAAUUCCCCUGACUAAGACCCCACUUUUUCUUCUCAAUGCAGCUUAUGAUUCAUGGCAGAUCCUGGCCAGUUUAGCUCCGGACUCAGCUGAUCCCCAUGGCUACUGGCAGAAGUGCAGAUUAAAUUAUGCAUAUUGCUCUUCAUCACAAAUUCAAUUUCUCCAAGAUUUCAGGAAACAAAUGCUAAAUGCUGUAGGUGGCUUCUCAGGGUCCAAAAGAAAUGGGCUAUUCAUAAACUCAUGUUUUGCUCAUUGUCAGACAGAGAGACAGGACACUUGGUUUGCUCAUAAUUCUCCUCGUAUCGGAAACAAGGGCAUCGCCCAAUCUGUGGGGGACUGGUAUUUUGAUCGAGCUGAAGUCAAGGGUAUUGAUUGUCCUUAUCCUUGUGACAAGACCUGCCACAACCUGGUCUUCCGCCAAAGUUUUUAGGAAAAUGAAGCAAAUCAGCCCCUGUUGCUACUCCCAUUUUUAGGUUUCUUCUGAGAUGUCAAGCUUCAUCCAAGUAACCAACAAACUAGUUGGAGUAACAUGUAACAUGUUAUUUGAUCUUUUAUCAGAUUGACAACAUUUGUGCUUCCAUUUGACAAGCAAUUGGAGGAAUCUAGUGAAGGAAUUUUAUAAGAUUUUAUACCU
This is a messenger RNA of Vitis riparia (riverbank grape), 1860 nucleotides long. Its product is annotated as pectin acetylesterase 12-like. Bases 388 to 1656 code for a protein of 422 amino acids. Gene Ontology annotation, biological process: cell wall organization. Lineage: Eukaryota; Viridiplantae; Streptophyta; Magnoliopsida; Vitales; Vitaceae. The transcript has 12 exons. The record is from RefSeq and is a predicted model, not a curated record. Gene Ontology annotation, cellular component: plant-type cell wall. Gene Ontology annotation, molecular function: pectin acetylesterase activity.